Molecule: messenger RNA, 243 nt
Organism: Radiomyces spectabilis
Lineage: Eukaryota; Fungi; Mucoromycota; Mucoromycetes; Mucorales; Radiomycetaceae
Product: G-protein gamma subunit
Exons: 2
Coding region: 1-243 (80 amino acids)
Biological process (GO): G protein-coupled receptor signaling pathway
Cellular component (GO): heterotrimeric G-protein complex
Molecular function (GO): G-protein beta-subunit binding
Source: RefSeq, a predicted model, not a curated record
AUGAAUGUCAAAAAGUCGCAGCAUAUUUCUGAGGCCAAGUUAAAGAGAUUGCUCGACUACAAUCAACGCUUACGGGAGCAGUUGGAUGUUCCUCGCAUUCCAGUAUCCGAAGCCUCUGCCAGUCUCAUUGAAUAUUGCAAAACGACCCGGGAUCCUUUGGUUCCUUCUGUGUGGGGACAUGUUGACGGUAAAGAUGACCCUUUUGCACCCACCAGUGGCGGAGGUUGUUGUUCAGUCAUGUAA